AUUCUAGUCUGGGAUCCGCUGCACAGAAAGAAGAAGAAGGAGAACCGUUAUAGUCUCCGCCAUUACAGUUUCUGCGCUUCUCUGCAGUCUUUCAGAUCUGGAAACGUAAAAGUUCUUCUUCUUUAGUAGCAUAAAAUGAUAGCCCUAAUUGAAAUGUAUGUCAGCUCCAGUCGGUAUUAAGAUCUCUCUGUCGGUGUUUAGUGGGUUUUGUUCACAGUCAUCGCUGUCGGUCGGCAGGGUGUGAUUCAGAAACAACACUGAGCAUUAAUGAUAUUCAUCGAAAUCAGAUUUUGCUGUAAUCUUCGACAGAAUGAAGAACAAUUUCACAUUCUUUCAGAUGUGUCUACUAAUGUGCGGACUUCGGCUCUCCAGGACCGACAAUCUCCUUUACUGUACACACAGUACACACAUAUGUUAAAAAAAGGACAAUUAGAGACAACACGAGAGUGUGCUCCAAAAAUUUCACUCAGGACUGCAUUGUUCGUUCACUCACGGGGUUGCAUAGACUGAAACAGGGAAGCGUGCUGACUUUGUUUACAUGGUGCUGUGAACUCAAGCCUCGGAGGACACUUCAGAGGAAUCAAGGUGUCUGUGAUACUGAAACACUCGAGGAAGAAGAGGAGGACCACGAUUCAUUUCCUGGUCAGAACACAAGAGAAGAAUCUAACAAUGGUUUUGGGGCAUUGCAAGACCAUGAUUACCUGGAAACGUCUCCAACCAUGGAAGAGCAGCUGACUGCAGCACAGAAGGAGAUUGCUCGUCUGACAGAGGAAAAUGAAAAUUUAAGAAGUCAGCAGUUUUGUCUACAGCGAUUCCAAUGUGAGCCCAAGAUGAUCGUGUUUUACACAGGAUUUAAUGAUUAUGAGACCCUCAAAGCACUCUACCUGUCUCUUCAACCUACAGCACAGUCUCUGGAGUGUUUGGUGCUGAAACAGAUGAAGAGAAGGCAGUGAUGGAGGGAGAUUCAGUCACUCUAAAGCCUGAUCUUACUAAAAUACAGGGAAUUAAUCGGAUGAAGUGGAGGUUUAGAGAUUCACGUUCAGUCAUUGCUCAAAUCGAUAGAAAUGACAUUUCAUAUCCCAGUCUCCCUGAGAUGUUCGAAGACAGACUGAAGCUGGAUCAGACUGGAUCUCUGACAAUCACAAACAUGAGAACUAAUCAUACUGGACUUUAUAAACUAGAGAUCAACCACAACACUGGGACCUUAUAUUUGAAUUUCAGAGUUACUGUCUAUGAGUCUCCAGCUGUUAUUGAUGCUUUUAAAGGUGAAACGAAGAUUGUAUCAGAGACGGAGGGAGAUCCUGUCACUCUUCAGACUGAUACUGAAACACACGGAGAUGAGCUGAUAGUGUGGAGGUUUGGAGAUGAAGGAAAACUCAUAGCUAAACAUGAUCUAGAGGCCAAGAGUCUAAGAUUAUAUAAUGAAACUGAUGAGAGAUUCAGAGACAGACUGAAGCUGGAUCAUGAGACCGGAUCUCUGACCAUCACAAACACCAGAAUCACAGACUCUGGAGUUUAUAAAGUGAAGAUCAGCAGCAGCAAACAGACUUUAAACAAGAGAUUCACUGUGACUGUCAGCGCACCAGGUUGGUCUCCAGCUGCUGUAGCAGGGCUUGUUGUUGUUCUGCUGCUGGUAUUAUCUGCAGCUGCUGGUGUUUUUUACUAUCUUCACAAAGUCUCUAAACUACAAAAGCAAAUGAUGAAGACAGUCAUAGAGGGAGAAUCUCUCACUCUAACCCCUGGCAUUGAAAUAAACAAAGAUGAUCAGAUACAGUGGCUGUUUGGAGAUGAAAAGAAGAUGACUGUCAUAGCUGAAAUCCAAAGAGGGACUAGAGAGAUCACUGUUUCUGAUGGGAGAUUCAAAGACAGACUGGAGAUGGACGAGGAGACUGGAUCUCUGACCAUCACAAACACCAGUACUGAAGACACAGGAGUCUAUAAACUGAAGAUCAGAGGCGGCAGACUUGUACAGAACAUGUGCAGAAGACUUGUGCAGAACUUUAACAAAAGAUUCAUUGUUUCUGUCACUGAUGAAGUGAAGUUAGUGUCAGUGAUGAUGUGGGCAGAUGUGACUCUACGUGUCAAUACUGAAAUACUGACACGAGACCAAAAGAUAUUCUGGAUGUUUGGAGAUCACAACUGGCUCUUAGCUAAAAACACAGAAGAGAAGUGUGAAGUAGAGUCUGAGUGCAGGGAUUUUAGACUUAAAGACAAUGUGGAUCUGAAUCAUCAGACUGGAGAUCUCACCAUCAAGAAAAUAAAAAUGAUCCACACUGGAGAAUACAGACUAAAGAUCAUCAGAAAUGGCAAAUCCUUAUUCAAGUUAUUCAGUGUUACUGUUUCUGGACAUCAAGUGAAUAAAUCAGUGCUGAAGGGAGAUUCUGUCACUCUGAAGUAUAAAUCUGAAAUACAGGAAGAUGAUAAAAUACAGUGGAAGUUUGGAGAGAAACUCAUAGCUGAAAUGACUGGAGAGAACCGUGAGAACCCUCGAUGGUUUAAUGAUGAAUUCAGAGACCAAAUGAAGCUGAACCCUCUGACUGGAUCUCUCAGAAUUCAACAAACCAGACCUGAACACUCUGGAUUAUAUAAGAUGGAGAUCACUAGCAGUUAUUAUUCAGCAUCCAUACUCUUCAGUCUUACCGUCUGUGAUGAAGAGAAGUCAGUGUCAGUGAUGAAGGGGGAGGAUGAGACUCUACGUGCCAAUACUGAAAUACAGACAGGAGAUAAGAUAUUCUGGAUGUUUGGAGAUCACAACUGGCUCUUAGCUAAAAACACAGAAGAGAAGUGUGAAGAAGAGUCUGAGUACAGUGAUGAUAGAUUUAUACCAAAAGUGUAUCUGAAUCGUCCGACUGGAGAUCUCACCAUCAGGACAAUCAGAACUUUCCACACUGGAAAAUACAAACUAAAGAUCAUCAGAAAUGGCAAAUCCUCAUUCAAGAUAUUCACUGUUACUGUUUCAGAGAAGAGGAGACCAUUGAUGAAGGACUCCACAGAUGAAUGAAUCAGUGACUGUAGAGAUGCUGCUGCUGAAAGCAGAUGAUCCAGAUGGAGUGAAUGAGCAGGAGAGUUUACUUUAAUGAGAUUAGACACGCCCACCAGUGUCAAUCACUCUGACAUCAUCAACACUUCAGCUCCAACAACAAAAACUCAUUUCUGCUUUCAUAAGCCUCUAGAAUCCGUCCAGUUACAGAGAGAAAUGAACCCGUGUCUGUUGAGAUGAUGAACCUGCAUGUAAAAAGCUGCUGUGGUUUCAUAUGAACCAAGAAACAUAGUAAUCAAACACUUUAAUAAUCAUUUUAAUAAUGUUACACUUCAUACCUGUACCUCUGUUAACACAAUACUAGUGUGAGUCUCACAGCUUUGACUGUGUGAUUAUCGACAGUGAGUGUGAGGAAUAUGACUUUCAUAAAAUGUUUUACCACAGUAUUUGAAUUUGAUGUUUAAUGUAAUUAACACCAGUGUCAGAUUAACGUUCAUGUUCAGAACUAAUCACAUGUCUUUGAGAUCACAUGAUCUUCUCUUCAUGUGUAUAAGUUCAUUAGCGCAGCAGAAUAAUAGUCCUUUGCUGCAAUGCAUUUAACGUGUUUAUUGCAGCUACAUUUAAUCUCUUUCUCAUCAAACAGCCAGACUAAUGAAUGACUUGACACAUAUCGAGGCAGAGCCUAGACAAGGCUUGCUUUUGUGUGUCCAUAAAUUUGGCAACUUAUGCAUGUUUAGAUCAGAAUUAUUAUCAUUAUAGUAGUUUAUCUCAGAAAUAAUAAUUUACUUUGCAUCUGCACUCACAAUUACCUAAUAGCCAACAGCUUUGGCACACUGCCUGUUUUAUUAUUGCUGACCACCUAUCAAAAACUGUGUGGCAACGCUGUGCGACUCACGCGACUGCACAGAUAUAGUGAGUGAAGCCCAGACCAGUAUCAAUUUAAGUCAUACACAGAUGUCAUAACUUUUUUUAAAGGAAAUACUCAGAGAUUUGGACAGUGGAGGAACUUGAAAUAAUAUGACAGAUAUGAAAAGAAAUGAUAUUGUACCAUAGUUAAUGUUCACAUCACAUCUAUUAUAGUUCUAUUAUGAUUUUUAUUCAGUAGUGAAAUAUGAAUUUGACAUAGGCUAAUGAUUUUAAGGUGAACUUGUUUAAAGGCAUCUUUACACAGAAAAAGCGGCACAGAAACCAAGUCUGAAGCGGCAUAAAAUCACAAAAAUGUGCAUUUACACAGACUGUUUAAUGCUCCUCUGAAGCGGCAUAAAUGCAUUUACACAGGAAUUAAAAUCGCAGGAAACAAUGCUUUGAACAUAAGUAUUUCAAAACUAACAGUUAACAAAAUUAAUUUAAAAAUAAUUAAAUAAUAAACAAUGAAAUAUAACUCGAAAUAAAAAAAUACGAAAAUUGAAAGUAGUAAACUGCGUGCUAUAGGCUAUCUCACGCUUUGAUGUUUGUCAUAAUAAAAAUUGUUACAGAUGGAACGAUGCAACAAGAAAUUAUUCAUUAUUACACCGGGUAGAUCACAACAGGAUUAAAAGAGGUCGAACAUUUUUUUUUUUUUUUUUUUUUCAAAGAGACAGAAACAACAAAUGAUGCUAGCAUUUGCCUGUAUCAGGCAGCAGCAGAUUACCAGACAGACCGUCGUGUGUGGUAUAUCGUCCUCAAGGACAUGAUUUUUGGAAUAUAAUAUAACAGUACACAAUCAGUGACGCCGAUUGUGUUAAGCAUUUAACGUCACCUUAUUUGAGAGAAAUGUAGCAGUGCGUUGAUCUGACAGUCUCUUCAUAGGAAGAUUACAAACGCUGAAAGCCAACUGAUGACACGACGAUUCUCUGCUUUUAUUUUGGUGGUUUGCUUCACGAUGUGAGUACUGGACUCUUUUACUUCAAUGCCCCUUGUUGGAUGACAUUAUUUUUAUUAUUUGCCCUAUAUGUGUUGUCUCCUGCUUCUUGAAUCUCGCGCCCCCUGAGCUGACUGGAAUGCUUUUGGUUGUUAUGACAGUGACGUAGUUUAGGGCGGCUAUAUUCCGCGUUCAUUUACACUGAACCAGAACAGUAUCAGACUCGCCUUUGAUACUAGGGGCUGAGGUGGGUCAGACCCGGCGUAUUUUAGGUUUUCUUUAAUGCAGCAUUGCGUCUUUACACUGACUCCUGAGCAGAUACAGACCCGCUUCAGAGUAGCUAUAAAUCGGCUGUGUAAAGAUGCCUUUAUAUGAAUAAAACCCUGAAAUAAAACUUUGUACAAUAAACCAGAGAUGAAGGGUUUUCAUAUUUAAUGCCAUCUACCAGUGUCAGAAAUUAACUUAUAUGGGACAAAUGAUUUUCAGGGGUAUUUUUUUUACCUUUAUAUAUUAUUUCUUUCCUAAUCUUAUUAAAUAUGUAUGCUAUCUAUAAUGUUAAAUUCUUAAAUGUAGUCAAAUAAAUUAGAAUAAUAUGACACUAGGCUGUUACCAAUUAAAUCAGUAUCAACCAACUGCAUGAUGCUUUCAGAUGUAGCUACUUACAGUAAAUAAGUAAACUGUAUAAUAUAAUGAUAUUAAUAUUUUAAGCAACAUUUGUAAUUCAGAAAUAUGAAAUGACAAAAUGAAAUGAUUGGAUUAUAUAAGUGAUAUCGCCACUAUAGUGGCGGUAAGUCAUUGUGUUAAGAAGGAGUCAUUUAUUCAUUUGUCGAUUCGUUCAAAACACUGAUUCAUUCAGGAAUAAAAUCAAGUGGCUGUCUAUAUUAAUUGGUCACUGAAUCAUUGUCUAUAUUAUUGGGUUAUUCAAAGACUCUUAUUCAUUCAGUAAUGAAUCAACUCUGUGUGCCUACUGCGAGUCAGUCACAUAACGGUUCUGUGACUUUAUUUGCUUUGGAAGUUUAGUUGGCAGAGAAAAUAACCGUUCUGUCUGCCAUCAGUUAGCCAGCCAAUACUUAAUAUUAAUUAAAUAAUCUCGGUGUAUUGCCUAAAAGAAAAGUUAUGACAUCUGUGUAUGAUGACUUAGAUUGACACCCAGGUUACCAUAGCAACCACCUAGCAACCACCCAGAACACCCUAGCAACUGCCUAGAAACACCUUAGCAACCACCCAGGUUACCAUAGCAACUGCCUAGCAACCACCCCAAAUACCAUAGCAACCGCAUAGCAACACCUUAAUAACUACUCUGUGUACCCUAGCAACCACCCCGAGUACCCUAGCAACCACAUAGCAACAGCCUAUCUAAAAAGCUCAAAAAGCAGUUUGAAUUUGAUCCAAAUUUUCAGAAGUGAUGUGAUUGAUUUGAAUGUGGAAAUUUGAAACAAAAGUUAAAUCUUUCUUCACAAAAGAUCUUCAUUGUGUGAGAUCUCUCUGAUGCACAUUUAUGAGAGAAUCUCAACACAUUGGACAUUUAUAUGAACUCAGUAUUACUGGAAUGACAGAGUUUGUUUCUAUGGAGCACUAAAGUCUUUUUCCUUCUGUAAUGGUGUCCAAUGUUGUUUGAACCCAAACAUUGUUCGAAAUAUCUUAUUUUGUUCUUUUGUUUGUGUAUUUGUAUAUAUAAGUCUGUGUAUAUAAUAUGCUUUCUGUGGACUGCCUCAGUUUUCCUCACAUGGACUGAAAUUGUUGUGCACAGUCUCCUAAACUAAUGACCAGUUCAUCACAUGCUCAAAUGGCAAUUUUUAUAGGCUAUUAAAAUGAAGUUAUGUAGCAUCAUUAAGAACUAACAUGAACUAAAAAUACCAGUGAACAAAAGGUUUCGUUUCAGUGAGUAAUUCACACCCUGACUAGGAACAUGUCGAAGGGAAUCAUUUCAAUAACCCUAUGAUUGCAUAUAAAUAUGGAUAAUUGAAUCGAAUUAAUCAAAUCGCAUCAAAUUUUAAUGUGGAUCAUCUCGAAUCAAAUUGUUCUGAAUUUGCAUAAAACAUUCUUGAAUCGAAUCGAACACCUAUGAAUCAUUAAUCUUAUCAAUAAUGUGUCUGCCCAAAGAUUCACAGCACUAUUAAUUAAAUCUCUAAUGCUAUACCUUGAUUGUGUUGCAUUCAUGUACUGAUCAUGUGUCACUUUUAAGGCAAUCUGUAAAGCACCAUUUAAAAUACUGUUAUUUAUUUUCCUAAUGUAAAAAGUAAGUAUGAAUUGGGUUAUGAAAUAUUGUAUAUAAUAAUGAACUUUGUAUCUUAAUGUCUAUUGCUGUACCUUGUGAGUGCAUGUAUAAAUUGUAACCAGAAAUUCGUUAACAUUUGUGCUGAAAUUGUCCUUCUCAGACGCCGUAGUGAUCAGGUGGUCUAGUGAGCUUAUUUAGAUGGCAGGUGGGCAUGCAUGUUAGAUGCUGAUUGCUUGUUUGAGCCUAAACUUUUAAUAUGGAUUUUAUAAUUUGCAUCAUUUGAACUGAACUGUAUGUAGGCUACGUUGAUGUUGACGAAAGGAUUAUCAUACUUGAUUUGCACUCCUUGGAGAGCGUAGCGAGGUAUAUUGAUUAACAAAAUUAAUGUAUCAAUGAAUGUUUGUUGUAAUAAUGUUUGUGAUGCUUAUCUAAUGUGUUUGAGCUUAUUUGAAUAUGAUUUUUUUUUGUUUUUUUUGUAGUUUUCACAGUGCUGUGAGGUGCUGUGAUUCAUUGCAUGGCAUACGGAAUAAAGAUGCUGUUUGAAUACAUCGCGUUGUCAUGCAUGGUGAAUUAAAAGAAACUUAUGACAUCAGUUGAGGCUUUCAGAUCCAAGGGGUUGUUACAAUGAAAUAAAAAAUUCCCUCCA
Messenger RNA from Megalobrama amblycephala (Wuchang bream), 7684 nucleotides. RefSeq lists its product as uncharacterized. The record is from RefSeq and is a predicted model, not a curated record. NCBI's taxonomy places the organism in Eukaryota, Metazoa, Chordata, Actinopteri, Cypriniformes, Xenocyprididae. The coding region runs from base 953 to 3001 and encodes 682 amino acids. The transcript has 14 exons.